Messenger RNA from Drosophila biarmipes, 1717 nucleotides. RefSeq lists its product as uncharacterized. Lineage: Eukaryota; Metazoa; Arthropoda; Insecta; Diptera; Drosophilidae. The coding region runs from base 145 to 1632 and encodes 495 amino acids. The record is from RefSeq and is a predicted model, not a curated record. The transcript has 3 exons.
GCCCAUGCGAUGAAACUCCAAGAAUCAAUAAAAAUUACCCGAGAUGUCAGAUAGAUCGGGUUCACUUCGAUAAUUAAAGACACCCAUAGAACACUCCAUACAUAACAUACAACCUGGAUAGGAAACAAAGGAAGACAGCUGACGAUGGCGAACAAAGGACACUACAUCGAGAGGAACGGCACCCGACGGGCUGCCGGGUUGCCCUCCUUCGGACCCGAAGAGCUGACCUCCAAGGACUGCCUGACCAUUGCGCAUCCGGCGGAGGAAGUACGCAGUCGCAUAGAAGCGGAGUGCAGAAAAAACCGACCUCUGCCGAUUGGAAAACUUCAGCCAUUUAUUCCAGACGUCACCAUUGGCGACGUCCUCAGCAGUGAUAGUCAAAAGACUCGCUUCGCCACCUUCAAGGAGAAGUUCCUCGAGGACAUGUACUGUAAGUCCGGGAAAGUAGCGCAAAUAUUGUCCACGCAUUCGAAACCAGAUGACGUGACCAACUGGAGCCGCACUUUCGGACUCGCUAGCCCUCCGGCCCACACUCUAUACAGCACCAUAAUGCCGGAAAAGUCAGUCGAUAAGGUUAACCGGGAAUACGGCGAGUUUCAUCGGGGCCACAUUGUCAGUAACAAUCACUACUUUCCCUCGGAGCAGGUCAAUCGCAGAUAUACUAAACCAUUUGAUCGAUCCGGGACCUUUGGAGUUUUGUUGGGCGCUGAGCACAGUGGUUCGACGAUGAAAAAGUGCCUGAAGCAAGGCGACGAGCACCUCACUGUGGUCUCCAAGCCCUGGAUGGACUACGUCAAGCGGACUAGAGGUCCCUUGGGAAAGAAGUACAAGAGGUACCUAGAUAAAGUGCCGUACGUGGACUUUGGCUAUCGCCGUCCCACGGACUUAUGUAGCAUCAAAAUGCUGCUGGAGGACAUCAGGCCAUGUGAGCAGGACGACACCUUGGUGAAUGCCUUGUCCUAUUUGAGCAGGCUGCGAGAGAGCCUCCACAAGCGGAACGACUUCUACAUGAUGGACCUGAUCGCGCUGCUGGAGAGGAUCGACAAGGAGCACACGGGUCACAUGCCCCUCGCUCAGAUCCUGGAGACCAUGCACAAGCUGCACAUCCGUGUGGACGCGGCGAAAAUCCGCACCAUGCUAUCGCAUUUCCGGCAGAUCCUCGACGAGGGCUGUCUCACGGAACGGGUAAACUACGACCUCUUUUGCCGGCUGCUCUCAGUCCAGCAACCCCUGCCCAAUGUUGGGUCUAUUGCCACUGUGCCGGGUAAUAUGUACAACAAGGAAACAACCUAUGGUGGUCUUUGCAAUGAUCGUAUGAAGAAUGCGCCGGAGGGGAUAGUUGCCAAUCAGCCCAACUGGAGUCCUCACCACAGAGACGAUGUCAACACACAUGUCAAGGACAUCGUAGAACCGGAUCUGGCCAUCAGGAUGGGUCUGCGACCCAGCGACUUCAGCUGCCCCCGGAGCAAGGAUCAAAUGCAGAGGAUAUUCGAGAAGGUCCUUUCUAAAGACGAAUUCGAAGCCAUCUGGCAGUGCCUGAACAAGAAUCAGGAGAAGAAGGAAAUGGACCAGGAAGAAAUGGCUUCAGUCGCACAGUUUCGUGCCGCGAUCCUUAAAGUUCCCGCCACCUAAAACAUUACACUUUCUGUACCUAAUAUCAUCGAAUGGUUGUGCAGUUAUAAAGUAAAAUAAAUGCACUUACUAAUACAUUUCAAAA